GCCUUGGUUGUACACAAUAAAAGGCUUGGUCAUCACAUCGAUGUGGACCAGUGGUGUACAAGGCUUUUUGUUGCCCGUCGCCAUCUUCUUACCAGUACUAGAUGCCAGUCGCGUUGUACUAUGCUUUGACUAUGCUUUGACGAUCAUUGUUCAGGACCUGGGUGGAGGUCCACCACUACGACAAAGUUCCACAUAGCUGUGGCCCUCGCCAAUCUUAUAAAUUACCAUCGGACUGGAGUUGUACCUAUCAUUGAAAACCAACAUACCCCCUCAGCCUAUCUAUCGACUCGUCCCCUCAUCUUUUAGCCAUGGCAACUGUUGAUGCUGAACUCAUGUCACAAAUGAACCAUCUCUAUGAACAUGCAGCAUCAUCGUUCGGAGGCGACAAGAGUCCAUACGCAGCUCUCUCCUGGCAGUCGAGCGCUGGCACGCCCGAUCGAUCCUUGAAUAUUUCUCCCUGCAGCAGCAAUACAACAUUGGUCGAUGACGAAACACAAGCUCACGGGCUCGAGUAUGACCAACUUAGUCAGGCAUCGGUUCAGGAAACUGUGCCAGGCGUCCACUCGUGUCGCAUUCAGGCGGCCCAACCCAUAAAUUCCGAGCUCAACCCGAACGCCACGACAUUUGUUCCCGACCGCUUUGUAGAGUACGGCUACUUUCCUCCACCUAUUCACACACCGGAGGCAUGGUUGCAUAUCCUUGAUAUCGGUAUGCUGACAUCCGAUCCCACCUUGCCACCUCUCCUGGUACGGUUGGGUCCAUGGUCAAUCGAUACAUUACGCGAUCUUGCACAACUUUUCUGCUGGGAAAUUUUAGCCAAAGCGAAUAUAGUGGAUUUUGGACUGGAGGCGGCGCUCUUUGCGCGAGACGUGCGUGAUACAUUGACGAUCCAUCACUCCGAGUGGCACUCUAGCUGCUUUGUGUCUCACUUGCAAAAGUACGCCUUAGAUCACUUCAAAUCAUUCUGGUGUUCUUUUGUGCGUAGUAUCGCAGUUCAUUCUGAUGGUACUCACCAUCGCACAGGAUAACCCGGAUGCUAUUUGCCAACGGAAUAGACUCGAAAGCAAACGGUGGAAUGUCGCGUUGGAUUUUUCUUGUUUCAUAGCGGACAUGUUCUCAUUUGGCCUCAUCGAAACACCAGUCAUGCACGAUUGUCUGGGGAUUCUGUUGCACGAGAUGGUUGGCGUGCAACACGUACGCGCCGUCCAAGCCAUGGUUAAACGCGCUGGACCGACGUUAUGGCAAUCAGCCGAUAGUCAUGAACGCCGCCAGGAAUUCACCACGCAGUUCGUGGAGCGCACUACAUCACUUCCAGAUAAUGCAAGCCUGACUAGACAAGAAGAAAGCAUCCGUAAGGUGAUAAAGGUGUGUGUGAUAUUGCUGAAUAGCUUUUGUGGAAUUAAAACACAUUGUUCACUGCACAGGCUGA
Messenger RNA from Suillus subaureus, 1429 nucleotides. RefSeq lists its product as uncharacterized. The record is from RefSeq and is a predicted model, not a curated record. The transcript has a single exon. The coding region runs from base 309 to 1028 and encodes 239 amino acids. Lineage: Eukaryota; Fungi; Basidiomycota; Agaricomycetes; Boletales; Suillaceae.